Messenger RNA from Fibroporia radiculosa, 1017 nucleotides. RefSeq lists its product as uncharacterized. The coding region runs from base 1 to 1017 and encodes 338 amino acids. Lineage: Eukaryota; Fungi; Basidiomycota; Agaricomycetes; Polyporales; Fibroporiaceae. The record is from RefSeq and is a predicted model, not a curated record. The transcript has 2 exons.
AUGUCUGGUCUACAAAGAGUGCCAACCCCUUACCCUUCCCAUCUCCAGACACUAGAAGAAUGCUUCACAGCUGGAAUAAUAGAAAUGCCAGUCCCCAUUAGGCCCAUCUUGAGCUUCCCUUCUCACCAGGAAUCUGAUGACUCUUCGCUAGAAUUCCUUGAAGAUGGAGGCUUUAGAUACCCUAUUGCACCCUUGACAAAUGUCACCCAUCAACCAUUCCUUAUUCCAAAUUCUUCAGAUUCUUCCACCAACAACACUGUAGUUCUACAUCAAUUUCCUGGACCCCUAGAAGUUCCCCAGAAUACCUCUGAAGCGUCUACUGGAACUUACCAUGGUGUUCCCAUCCAAUUCUUCACAUCCUCUUCACCCAUGAAUGUCUUGUCCUCUCCAGAUCCUGACCAUCCUCCAGCUGAGUCCCUCACACCAGAUUCCCCCAGUAUGCCUCCCCUUGCAUCUAAUGCCUCUGAUAAUGGUAGCCUUGCCUAUGCUCCUAAUCUUCAACUAUUGGCCAAUGUCAGCAAGUACAUCAUGGCAUCGGAAGGAGGACACAGCAGUGACCCUCAGGAAUUUGUCAUCUAUAGUGACAAAAUGAUCCAGUGUCCUAACAACAAUGUUACCAGAAUGUGGCAAACAAUCCCCUUCAAUACUUCCACUCCCAUUCAGGAUGUUGACCCCCUGGAGCAAGUCAUGCCUCACUUCCCUAGGGCCUACACCCACUCAGUGUCACAACCUCCUAUGGGUGUUCCUAUCAAUACACUCCGCACCACCGAUCCUGUUGGAAACUGGAACUCAUCAGACAAAGAAUGGGAGGAGGACACUUGGGAGUACCUGCUGAUGCAAGACAAUAACCUGUUAGAGAGUCUGUGGGCAUUGUUGCAGGACAUCAGGGAUCCAGGAGUAAUUGACAAAGCUGACUGGUUCAGAGCUGUCAAUGCAAAAAUUGGCUUACUACUUGCUGCACAAAGAUCCAUUGGUGCCAAACUUCUGCAUACCGAGGAAGAAAUGAGCCAGUGUUGA